CUCCAUCAUCUUCUUCUGAAGCCAUGGUGAAGAAAAAGCAGUAGAGAUAAACACUAGUACUAAAAACCCUCCAAAAAAAUGAUGAUGAUCGGCCGAUCAACUCCGACCGUCCAAAUCCCUCCUUGGGACGUCACCGAUGAUCCAACGGUUGAUGUUUACUCCCCAUUUUCCGUUAGCCCUGAUUCUGCUUUCGAUGCUUUGGCGGCGUUGCAGCGUUACCUGCCGUCGAAUGGUAACGACGUGAUUUUUGACUCUGAUGGGUUGGAUAUUCCGGUGGAUGCUUUUUCAUGUGAUAACUUCCGGAUGUAUGAGUUUAAGGUGAGGAAGUGUGCCCGUGGAAGGUCACAUGACUGGACGGAGUGUCCGUACGCUCAUCCCGGUGAGAAAGCUCGCCGGAGGGAUCCGAGGAAGUAUCAUUACUCAGGUACUUCUUGUCCUGAUUUUCGUAAAGGUCAGUGUAAAAAAGGUGAUGCAUGUGAGUACGCUCACGGCGUAUUUGAGUGUUGGCUACACCCUGCUCGCUAUCGUACGCAGCCUUGUAAAGAUGGGACCCACUGCCGCCGGCGCGUGUGCUUCUUCGCUCACACGCCGGAGCAACUCCGUGUUUUGCCUCAGAACAGUCCCAGAAGCUUCAACGAGUCGUCUGAUUCUUUUGAUGGGUCUCCGGGUCGGGUCGGGUUUGAAUCGUUUUCGUCAUCUCCGCCGCUUGAAUCUCCUCCGAUGACUCCGCGUGGGCUGGCGGAAUCGAUGCGUAAUAUGCAGAUUGGGAUGGUGAGAGGUAUGCGUAGUAUGCAAAUGGGUUCACCUGGGUUUGGUUCACCUCGGAGCCCUUCAAUGCUCCGACCCGGUUUCAUGAGUGUGCCAACAACUCCGACCCGGAGUGGAGUGUCGGUGUUCGAUCACUGCGAAGAAGAGCCGGCGAUGGAGAGGGUAGAAUCCGGGCGAGAUCUCCGAGCAAGAAUUUAUGCUAAACUAAGCAUGGAGAACUCUCUUGAUGAUUCCGGUGCACCGGAUGUUGGAUGGGUUUCCGAACUGCUGAAAUGAAUCCGGGUUCGGGUUAUUGGUAAUGGGUUUACGGAUCUGAGGCCUCUGACUUUUGUAAAUAUUGAAGAUUAUUGUUAUUGGUUGUAAAUAGUUAGUAGUUUGGGCUGGAGAGAUUAGCCUAUUAAUCUCUAUUUUGUGUUUGCUUAUUUGGGUAUUAGGGGGAAGUUUUGAAUAUUUUGUACAUAAAGAAGAAGAUUUAGGGUUCUUAAUUGCCAGGGGCUGCAUAUGAUUAU
This is a messenger RNA of Solanum stenotomum, 1277 nucleotides long. Its product is annotated as zinc finger CCCH domain-containing protein 20-like. Gene Ontology annotation, molecular function: metal ion binding. The transcript has a single exon. The record is from RefSeq and is a predicted model, not a curated record. Lineage: Eukaryota; Viridiplantae; Streptophyta; Magnoliopsida; Solanales; Solanaceae. Bases 79 to 1044 code for a protein of 321 amino acids.